AUGUCCAAGUCCAUUCGAAUUCAGGGCAUACAAAUGCCCGUUUCGGAAACCAUCUUAGAUAGCAUGGAUUUCGCGCCAACGGAGAUUGUUUUCUCACUUCCGCGUACAACGGAUCAUGAUGACUUUAGCACCGAAGGCAAAUACAGCUAUCUGCAAGGGCCUGUGAAGGUACCCGGGCCAUGGAAGAGAGGUCGUCCGAGGGCUGCCAAACCGAAGAAAUCAGCAUUUCAAUUUGUCAGCGUGUCUGGUGAGACGAAGUACAUGGACUCUGCUUCACAAUCCACGAUCCGUAGCCAUGCAAGGAGGAUGACACCACGUCAUAAUACUGGGCGAGGUGGACACUAUAGGUCUCCUAUCAAGAAGCUGAUCGCCAGCGAAGAGUCUUACGCACCACUGGAGAUGGCGCUCCGAGGAGGCCUAUCACAGAUUCCAGGAGUCGAUCCGUUUAAUACUUCGUGCAUCACCCUAGAACCAUACAUGCAUGAUCUUUUGUCUCUCUUCUCGUCCAGAAUAUGGAGGAGUAUCUAUACUUUAGAAGAGGUGGGUGGCUGGAACCCAAUCGAAAAUUAUUGGCUUCCAUUGGCUUUCCAAGAUGCUGCUCUUCUGCAUUCAUUCAUUGCUUGCGCCGAUGCGUAUGUGAAUGGGUAUACGUCUGAACAAGUGAGACCCCGAUGGUCAAAACACCUUUCAGAGGUUGUAUCUAUCAUGAAUCGGCGGCUUUCUAUGCCGACACCAGCAAUAUCUAAGCAGACUCUGGCAGUAAUUGCUGGAAUGGCGUUGCUUGAGUUGAGAUCUGGGCGGCACGAGCACUGGAGAACACAUAUGAAAGGCCUCAAAGUGUUAGUAGAGCUCUAUGGUGGUCUUGAGACAAUGGAUUCAGAACCACUCGUUCUACACAAGAUUUACAGGGCCGAUCUGAACGGAUCAUUAGAUGCCGGAGAGCCACCAUUCUUUCAUGGCCCGAACGAUAUCAUAUCCACAAAAUACUCAACUAGCAAUAUACGAAGCGAAGGUUUGAAUGAAAUAUGCAAGCUCCUGAGCUUUGAACCUGUUCUUUCAACAUGCAUCAGGCAGCUAGAAGGGGUUGAGGGAUUCUGGCCAAGACAGGGCCAUCUUCCAAGUCAUGAGAAUAUCUCUGCCGCCGCCUCCCACGAGCUAUUCCGUUCGCCUUUUGGAAUUGCUCAAGUGCGACUCAUUUUGACAAAUACGCAAUACAGGCUGGUUUCGGCCGCUGAUUCACCGCCAAUGCACCUUGGGUCCAUGAGAAUGGCGAUGUUCGAGGUUUUGAGGAUCACUCUAGUCAUCUACACCUUGACAGUUCUCAGAGAACGUCCACAGUCGACGUUCGUUGGCCAGAGAAUAGCCCAUAAACUUUACCAAGCGUUGAUUGUCGUGUCUGAAGAGGCGACUAUCACGGGCGAUCUCCAGUUUUAUCAGUAUGGCACAGAGAGCACUACUUGCAGCAAGUUGUCGAAUACCUUGGGGUCGCCCUUGGGAUCUAUUGUGCCACCCGGCUUCCUUCUUUGGGGGAUUUUCUUCGCAAUUGUGAAUCUGCCGCCUGGAAAUAUGUCAAGGGAGGUAAUUUCGAUUAAACAAACCCUUCUCCAAAUUUUUACUCAGCUUGUUCAGUCAUCCGGGAUCAGCCAACAAGAUGUCAAGUUUCGGAUUUCGAAGUAUUUGUGGAUAGAGAAUGCCCAUGGUGUUCUCUUUGACAAUUUCUGGUCUGACAUUCAAUUAUAUAAUUCUUGA
Molecule: messenger RNA, 1749 nt
Organism: Clonostachys byssicola
Lineage: Eukaryota; Fungi; Ascomycota; Sordariomycetes; Hypocreales; Bionectriaceae
Source: the annotation of a GenBank genome assembly